AUGGUGACAGCUUGGUUGCUUAACAACAUGAGUGAAUCCAUAAAAAGAUCAGUCAUGUAUAUUAAGUCGUCUAAGGAAAUUUGGAUGAGCUUGAGAAACAGGUUCACUGUGAGCAAUGGCAAUAGAAAAUAUAGGUUGAACAAGAUCCCCUAUGAAGUGAAACAAAAUGAAAGGUCUGUGUCAGAUUACUACACUGACUUGAGAGUUCUCUGGGAAGAAAUUGAAUCAAUGAAUGAUUAUCGUCCUAUUACAAAUGUUAACUUUGAAAUUACUGCUUACAUAAAAGCAAUAGACCAACAAAAAGAAGAACAUAAGUUGUUUCAGUUUCUUAAUGGACUGGACUUGAGCUAUGGAGCUUUAAGGAGUCAAAUCUUGCUUAUGAGCACCCUACCCACUGUAGAGACAGUUAUUUCAAUGGUGCAGCAGAAGGAGUCUCAAAAUGAGGUUUUGGGAAAAGAAAAGGAGGAGAGUGCUAACAUAGCCCUCUACAGCAAAAAUGAAAACAAACUCUUUUGCACAGUUUGUAAGAAAACUAACCACACAGCUGAUAAGUGUUGGUUUAAGAUAGGUUUUCCAUCUGGGAACAACAAAAACAAGCAGAAAAAGAGCUUUGAAAAUGCUCAAGAGAAGGGAGUUUAUCAUGGAAAAGGAAGAGGUCGUCAAGGAAACUAUGGAGGGCACAAUGCAAAGAAGAAGGGUGGUUAUAAUGCUCAGCUGAAUGUUGGGAGCACUGAGCUUGCUGCUGCUAUUGCUUAA
This is a messenger RNA of Beta vulgaris subsp. vulgaris (sugar beet), 756 nucleotides long. RefSeq lists its product as uncharacterized. The record is from RefSeq and is a predicted model, not a curated record. The coding region runs from base 1 to 756 and encodes 251 amino acids. The transcript has a single exon. Lineage: Eukaryota; Viridiplantae; Streptophyta; Magnoliopsida; Caryophyllales; Amaranthaceae.